AAAACGACAAAAACAACUAAACAAGGCCGAGACGGUAAUUACACGAACUUUCGAGGGGCAGUUCCGGGAUGACGGAAGCAAUAAAUACCAAAAUUAAAUUCCUCCACGGAUUUCUCUCACUUCUACUUAGCCUUCUCUCUCCCUCCCACCAUUUCCCUCUCUUUCUUUCCCAUUCUCAUCCCACUAAAUUAACUGUGUCGUGUCUUGCGGGAUUCACAGUUUCAAAGAGAGAGAGAGAGAGAGAGAGAGAGAAAGCCAAAAGGUACUUCUUCUUCUCCCACCUCCUUCUCUUUCUCUCUGCCAUUUCUCUUCCGUCAUUCUGGAUCCCUCCCUGAAUCUAGGGCACUUCUCCAACUGGUAAGAAAAUCCCCCUUUCCUCAUGACAGUCUCUCAUAACUGACCCUAGCUUCGGCUUUCAGUUCCCAUACCCUCGCUAUUGGCCGUCUGAUGGGUUUGCUUGCCUCUUUCUCGAAUUCGCAAUGUGGGUUUUACUGUGUAGCUCGAUUUUGGGCGAUUGGGUUUGAUUGGUUUGCUGAUUGAGAAAUGUAGAUUGUUUGGAGUAGCAGCUUUCUACGGAGUUGAUUUUUAAGGGAACGUUCUCCUGUUUGGAGUUUGGGCCUUUGGGGGGUGUUCUCGGAUUCUUGUUUUCUGCAAUUUUAACUUCUGGGUUGGGAUUUGUUUUUGGAAUGUAGCUAAGGUGUUUGAGUUUUUAUGUUCGUUAGAGAGAUGGUGGCAGGUUUUAAAGUUGAAUGCUAACUUGUUUUUAGUUGCCCAGAGAGAACAAGAGAUGGCCUUUUUUUGGGUGCUUUACAAAUACUCAGUGAUCGUUCUCAUGGUUGGUGGUUCUUUUAUUAGGAUUUGUUUUAACAGUGUAUUAUAUGUAUUUUUUUGGUAAGACUUGGAUGCUAAAAUUGUGGUUAGAUCCAAUGUAUUUGCGUUGCGGUUUCUUUGUUAAAUUUCUGACAAGGAUCCAGUUUUUGUUUCCCCUCUUGAGAUUGCUUCCCUCUACAAGAUCAGUAACUGUUGUUGACUUUUUUGAUUCGUGACCAAAUAACUGUGAUUGCCUGUAUUUAGGUUCAUUGUCUGGCAUUGUUAGGAAGGUAUUCCUAGAUCCAUUACUUUGUCAUCUUGAUGGUAGCUCUGGCUUUUUAUUGAGGAACCUUUGGAUCAAUAAUACUUAAGUUUGGUUUCUGUUUUAACUCGCAUUCUAGAUUAUAUGCUCUUUUUUUUUUUGCUGUUUGGGUUCUUCUCACACUACUGCUGUAACUAGAUUCCGUUGCUCACCAGGAUCUAUCUUCUUGGUUUGCCUGUAGAUAUUUUCUUCGCAAGAUGGACAACAUCAACAGCUUCUGGCAGUUGGGUGACGAGCUUCGAGGGCAAUCAAAAGUCUCCGAGGAUCAUAAGUGGUUUGUGGCUGCAUCUAAACUGGCCGAACAAACGAGGCUAAAGGGCGAGCGCAUGAACAACUUGGACAUAUCUAAAGGCAUGGCUGAAAUGAGGCCACCAAGGGAAAAGAUGGGGUUCCAGGAAGAGAAUAAGUUUGAGAACCUCAACUUUAGCAUGUUGAAUUUGGAGUCUUCCAAGGCGAUGAUGGAAAAUGUGAGCAAGAAUCCUUUGAGGAGCGGCGUUUACAACAUGAAUGCGGUGUAUCAGAAGAACAAUAUGAACACCAUUGGGAAUCUGAAUAUGAAUCUUCCUGGUAGCAAGUAUAGCGUCAACAUGGUCAGUGAGAAGGAGCUUAAUCACAACAGCAAUAUUGACAACAGUGGUGGAAAUGGUGUGGUGGAUAAACGAUUCAAGACACUGCCUGCAACUGAAACGCUCCCAAGGAAUGAGGUGCUUGGAGGAUACAUAUUCGUUUGUAACAAUGACACAAUGCAGGAAGACUUGAAGCGCCAGCUAUUUGGUCUGCCUCCAAGGUAUAGGGACUCUGUUCGGGCAAUAACACCUGGCUUGCCUCUCUUUCUCUACAACUACACGACCCACCAGUUGCAUGGUAUCUUUGAGGCAACAACCUUCGGAGGUUCAAACAUUGAUCCAACUGCUUGGGAAGAUAAAAAGUGUAAAGGAGAGUCGAGGUUUCCUGCUCAGGUGAGGAUCCGUGUUAGGAAGGUCUGCAAACCAUUGGAAGAAGAUUCAUUUAGGCCAGUAUUGCACCACUACGACGGUCCGAAGUUUCGCCUUGAACUCUCUGUCCCUGAGACCCUGGACCUGUUAGACCUCUGCCAGCAAGCCGGGUCAGCAGCAUAAGCAAAACUACUUCACGCUAGCACUCAAGUGUUGGUGGCAGUGAGGAGGGUAUGCCAGCUUCCUACUUUCUGCAGAUUUCCCGUUAGAGUGCAAGCUUUUGGACGACGAAUCGUGUGGAGAAAAAGUAGAGGGAAAUGAGUGUUUGCAUUCGUGCAGGGUCUGGAGCUGAAGAAUAAUAAUGUUUGUUGUGGUUUGUGUGUGUGUGCUAAUGGCGGAAGGUGCUUUUGGGUUCCAGCGCCGGUAGUGUGGUCUCUGCUAUAAUAGUAGGUGUAGUAUCUAUCUAUAUAUAUUCUCUAUAAAUAGAGGAUUUGCAAGAUGUAAAACGAAUGAGUCAUAAAAUUAUGUAAUGGUGACUGAAUCUCCUCGCAAGUGGGGGAAGUCCCUUCCUUUUUCUAUGCAUGUUUGGUUUCUGAAUCCAAACUUAUAAGAAAGAGCUAUAAAAGAUGGUGUUUCAGUGUAUGGUAGUGUCCAUGUGCUUGAUUCUUUUUGGAAUUUUAAAUUGCACUUCUUAAAUACCACUUGUGAGUUGUGAUUGAGAAGGUAAUGCCUAGGCUGUGUCCCAAAUCACUUGAAUUCAUUAGUUCCUGUACAGGUAAUCAGAUCUCCCAAUAUAGAAGAAAUCUAUCAAUUGUCU
Linum trigynum is the source of this 2884-nucleotide messenger RNA. The record is from the annotation of a GenBank genome assembly. NCBI's taxonomy places the organism in Eukaryota, Viridiplantae, Streptophyta, Magnoliopsida, Malpighiales, Linaceae.